Molecule: messenger RNA, 2943 nt
Organism: Sphaerodactylus townsendi
Lineage: Eukaryota; Metazoa; Chordata; Lepidosauria; Squamata; Sphaerodactylidae
Gene: TRAFD1
Product: TRAF-type zinc finger domain containing 1
Exons: 13
Coding region: 418-2190 (590 amino acids)
Molecular function (GO): zinc ion binding
Source: RefSeq, a predicted model, not a curated record
AGCCCCCCCCACGCCCUCCCUCGCAGGAAGGCGUGGCCCAAAGGAGGGGGCGUGGCACGUCCCCGAUUACGUCCUCCGCUGCAGCCAAUCAACGCGUUCCGCUAUUGCGGCUGUCAGGAAAAAGAGAGCGAAGGAGCGAGAGGGAAAGUGGGAGGUUCUUCGUGAGACGGGCAUGCUUCUGGGCCAAUCGCGAGGAGGCUCGUGCGAGUUGACACAGCCACUGGCCAACGAGCGCCGGCGAGAGGCUAACGGGAGGCGGCAGCUGUCUCAUGGGCCGGUGGAGGCGGAUUAGGAAGCGCGGAGCGUCUGAGGAAGCGGCGGCGACUUCGUACCGCGGACUAACCGGAGACCAGAUUGGACGACUUUGCCAGAAGUGCUGUGAAGUUUUUUUCUGGUGAUUUUUAGUUCCUGGAUCAAAUGGUCGUGAUGGCUGCAGUGGCAGAAGAGGAAAGCGAAACCCAGCUGUGCAGCAACUGCAAAAAGGAUAUUCCUGUGGCAAACUUCACCAUCCACGAGAUCCACUGCAGCAGGAACAUCGGGGUUUGCAGUUUCUGCCAGGAGUCCGUCCCCAAGUCAGAAAUGGAAAACCACAUGGAACUGGAGCACACUCAGAUCACCUGUAAAUGCAGCAUGAAAAUGGAAAGAGGCAACUUAUUGGAACAUGAGGCCUCAGCUUGCCCUUUGCGCCCUGUUGCCUGCCAGCACUGUGACCUGGAGCUCGCGUUUCACAAGCUGCAGGACCACAUGGACUACUGCGGCACCCGGACGGAGGAGUGCAGCAGAUGCAGCCGCAAUGUGAUGCUGAAAGACCUGGAGGAGCAUCUUGAGGACUGUGGGAAGAAGGCCGAAGAAAGCCGAGUCGGCCAGCCGCAGCCCUGCGUGAACUCUGAGGCAUCUCUACGAAAUAUCCAGACGAUCAGAAACAUCCUCCAUUCGGACGGCUCCCCGGGGCCCCCACCCGGGGUGAACAGGCUUUACAACUGUCUUUCUGGCCAGAAGCUGCCCAGGAACCAUCCCAGGAGGAAUGUAGAUCCGUUGCAGCCAGAUGGAAACCAGGGGGAUGGCAUCAAAAGAGAAUCGGGUCGCCUGGAGAAGACAGACAACACCUUGGCCUUUGGUGGCGGAGAACCCGACUGCCACUUGGAUUACCUCUUGGCUCUCAGUUUGCAGCAGGACAACUUCCAACAGGAACACAGCCCAGCCAAACUCCAGAGGGACUUCUGGAAGAGUAUCUGCCCCGCAAGAACUAGCCCCACCGGCAAUUCCCUGGAGGCUAAUCACUUCAGUAACUUCUCUCAAGACUUCCUGGGGUCUGUGAACUCUUCCAACAACUCAAAAGGGCCGACUUUGCUACCCUGUGAAUUCUGUGAGGAGCUGUACCCGGAGGAAGAUCUAAUCCUUCAUCAGACGGGGUGCAGCCCGGCGAGUGCUUUGGCUUCCUUCAGCAAGAGGAGCUCCCUCCCCCCUCGGCCGGAUCAGGAUGAGCGUCUGACAGACUUGUGGGAGCAGCUGCAGAGGAAUCAGUCCAGCGGCAGGGAAGCGUGCCCCCUGCAGCCUGACUCUGGGGGCAGCGUCAUGAUCCCCUGCGAGUUCUGCGGAGUCCAGCUGAAAGAAGAGGCCCUCUUCCACCAUCAGGACCGUUGUGACCUGCGUCCAGCCACAGGAAGAUCCCUGUCACAACCACGGCCUCCAGCCAUGGAAGACUUGGAGAGGACGGAGUUGCCGGACCUGCCCAAGAGAAGCGUCCAUCAUCAAGGGGACGUCUCACCUCGGUACCUGGAGGAGUUCCAGCAGCAGAGUCCUCCCCAGCCUGUACGAGGGAGACACUCUCGGGGUCACCCAGUGGCUGCCAGACGGGUCCAGCUGAAUUCUCCCAGUAACAAGAGAGAGACUGAAAUUGGCCCUUCGGAGCGAGGGAAGCUCAACGACCAGGGUGGAGGAGGCAAAGAAGAGAGAACGCAGCGUGGGGGCCAAAGGGACAGGAUGGCAGAGCUCCGAGACCCUGCGCCAGUGAGGCGUUCCCCUCACAACUGUCCUCCCAGCAGUUACGUGCCAAGCUUCCCUGUUGCGGUUCCAACACGACCCAGUCUGAGAAGUGAAGGCAGCACAAGAGCCCCUGGACCUGGCCAGUACAGCCGCCGUACGGCCAAACCGUGGCAGACUGAACCCGCCUACCCUGACGAAGAAUAGGAAGGUGUCGCUGGACUAAUUUUUUUGGUGGGGGGAGGGGCAGGUGUUCACCUGCAUUUCUUCUAGCACAAAAGAUUUUUGUGACUGUACCGGUCUUAAUGUAGGCAGUUACAUAGCUGCAGGGCAGAGAUGUGGCAGCUGGAAACAUCAACUCCCGUUCACGUUAUGUUUUUCGAUGUGCAGUGUGUUCACGUGCUCGGCUGCGGCAGGGUAGGCAGACCAUCCCAGCUUCCUUGCUUAACGAAAGCACAGCUUUGGGGGCUGGCUGGUGGGCGGUUUGCAUGGGAGCACUUGGCUCUCAGGUCCCUUGGUGGGUUUUGGCAUCCGCCGUUCACAGAGCCAAGAAGCUGAUGAGCCAGUUGGUACCCCUUGGGCAGCUUGAGACUGGGUUGGAAAGCAGAGGACCCCCCCCCCCAAGGGAGGUUGGAGGGUGCGCUGCUGUAGCUUGGAGCCUACCUUGCACUCCGUUGGGGAGAGGAGUUUCUCCUCUUGCCCUCAGCAAAUUGGGCUGAGUCCCUAAGCAAGUCUGUGCAUCCAACCAAGAAGAGAGAAACAUGGGGAAAAGCCAUACUCCAAGGUGCGGGGUGGGGGUGGAGCUGUUCGUCUUUAAUACCAUAAGUGCCCAGUCAAAAAUCCUAAGAAUUGAGACAUGCUUUGAUAGGUCGACUCGUUCUCUUCCCUCCUGUGCUGACUGUUCUGUAGUAGAGAAUGUCCAUUUUAAAAUUCUUGUAAUAAAAAUUUGUAUUUACCAGG